UCCAAGGAUUGAGCAGCAAAGAGAAGUGUAUAUAAGCGCUUCUCCUUUCACAUUUAAUUUUAUAACACAACUCCAACAACCUUUAACCUCUUUUUUCUUAAACUCAACAACCUUUGCUUUGGCUCCAGCUAAGUUGGAGUGAUGAGCUCGCAAGAGCCAAACCAGCGGCCUAGGGUUCCUCGUCAGGGAUGGAUUCCUAGAGAACAGGGUGGUUCCUCCAGGAGGGACCCUAAUUUGCCUCAACUGCUGCGAGAGAUUCAGGAGAAGCUCGUGAAAGGUGUGGUGGAAUGCAUGAUUUGCUAUGACAUGGUGCGGAGGUCUGCGCCAAUCUGGUCUUGCUCCAGUUGCUUCUCUAUCUUUCACCUUAAUUGCAUAAAGAAGUGGGCACGCGCACCCACUUCGGUGGACUCCUCCGUAGACAAGAAUCAGGGUUUCAAUUGGCGGUGCCCUGGUUGCCAGUCUGUGCAGCUCACAUCAUCCAAGGAGAUUAAGUAUGUCUGCUUCUGUGGUAAGAGACCUGACCCCCCCUCAGAUUUCUAUCUCAUGCCUCACUCGUGUGGAGAGCCAUGCGGCAAGCCUCUUGAGACUCAGACUCAGAGGGACCUUGGAGGGGAUGAGGACCUUCUUUGCCCUCAUGUCUGUGUCUUGCAAUGCCAUCCCGGUCCUUGCCCUCCUUGCAAGGCCUUUGCCCCUCCGCGAAUGUGUCCUUGUGGGAACAAGAAUAUCACCACUCGUUGCUCUCACCGCCAUUCGCAUGUUACCUGUGGCCACCGCUGCCAGAAGCUUCUUCAAUGUGCCCGCCAUCGGUGUCAGCGGAUUUGUCAUUUGGCUCCUUGUCAUCCUUGUCAACUUCCCAUGGAUGCCUCUUGUUUUUGCAGUAAAAGGGUGGAGGUAAUUCUUUGUGGGGACAUCGCUGUGAGGGGUGAUUUCAAAGCACAAGCUGGUGUUUUUUCUUGUGGUUCCACUUGUGGAAGGAAGCUUGAUUGUCGUAAUCAUGUAUGUGUGGAUACUUGCCAUCCAGGCACCUGUGGGGAGUGUGAAUUAUUACCGUCCCGGAUUAAGACAUGCUGUUGUGGGAAAACUAGAUUGGAAGAAGAACGUCAAAGUUGUUUAGACCCAAUACCUACCUGUUCACAGGUAUGUGGCAAGUCCCUUCCUUGCGGGAUUCAUCGUUGUCAACAAGUGUGCCAUGCUGGGGAUUGUUCUCCUUGUUUGGUUCUAGUCUCGCACAAGUGUCGAUGUGGUUCGACUUCCCGAACUGUGGAGUGUUGCAAGACUAAAACGGAGAAUGAGAAAUUUACUUGUCAAAAGCCUUGUGGGCAGAAAAAGAAUUGUGGAAGGCAUCGAUGCAGUGAACGCUGUUGUCCACUUUCGAAUCCGAAUAAUGUUCUAAAUGCGGAUUGGGAUCCGCACCUCUGUUCGUUGCCAUGUGGAAAGAAGUUAAGGUGUGGACAGCAUGCGUGUGAAUCGCUGUGCCACAGUGGUCAUUGUCCACCUUGUCUUGAAACUAUAUUUACUGAUUUGAUGUGUGCUUGUGGUAAGACUUCAAUCCCUCCUCCAUUACCUUGUGGCACACCGCCUCCCUCAUGUCAGCUUCCAUGUUCAAUUCCUCAGCCUUGUUCCCAUCCAGCCUCUCACAGCUGCCAUUUUGGAGAUUGCCCUCCUUGUUCGGUGCCUGUAACAAAAGAAUGCAUUGGUGGGCAUGUAGCUCUUAGAAACAUACCUUGUGGUUCAAAGGAUAUUAGAUGCAAUAAACUCUGUGGAAAGACCAGACAAUGCGGUUUACAUGCAUGUGGCAGAACAUGUCACCUCCCACCUUGUGAUAAUCCAUCUCCUGUGCCAGGUAUUCGAGCCUCUUGUGGACAAACUUGUGGUGCUCCAAGGAGAGAAUGCCGGCAUACAUGUACAGCUCCAUGUCACCCUUCAUCACCAUGUCCAGAUACAAGAUGCGAAUUCCCUGUCAGCAUUACUUGUUCUUGUGGCCGAAUAACAGCAAAUGUUCCUUGUGAUGCUGGUGGCAGCUGUGCUAAUUAUAAUGCUGAUGCUGUACAUGAAGCUUCCAUUAUUCCAAAGUUACCUUUGCUGCUUCAACCUUUGGGUGCAAAUGGCAAAAAAGUUCCCCUUGGACAAAGAAAACUGAAGUGUAAUGAUGACUGUGCUAAGUUAGAGCGUAAACGGGUUCUUGCAGAUGCUUUUGAGAUUACCACUCCAAAUCUGGAUUCUCUCCAUUUUGGUGAUAAUUCUAGUGCUUCUGAAUUGCUUGCUGACAUGUUGAGACGUGAUCCUAAAUGGGUUAUAUCCGUUGAGGAGAGAUGUAAGUUUUUAGUACUUGGCAAGAGCAGAGGAAAUACACAGGGUCUAAAGGUCCAUAUUUUCUGUCCUAUGUUAAAGGACAAAGGAGAUGCAGUGAGGCUUAUUGCUGAGAGAUGGAAGCUUGUAGUGAAUGCAGCUGGUCGUGAGCCAAAGCGUUUUGUAGUUGUUCAUGUUACCCCAAAAUCAAGAGCUCCUGCACGUGUGCUAGGGAUUAAGGGUACUACAACUAUAAAUGCGCCCUUUCCUCCUGCAUUUGAUCCUUUGGUAGAUAUGGAUCCUCGACUUGUUGUCUCUUUUCUAGACUUACCAAGGGAUGCAGAUAUCAGUGCACUGGUGUUGAGAUUCGGUGGUGAGUGUGAACUGGUUUGGUUAAAUGACAAAAAUGCUUUGGCCGUUUUUAAUGACCCGGCCCGAGCUGCAACUGCCAUGAGGAGGUUAGAUCAUGGUACUGUUUAUCAGGGAGCUGUGGCGGUGGUUGUUCCAAAUGUUGGGGCAUCAGCUACAAAUGCAUGGGGAGGAUCUGGGACAAUGAAAGGAAGAGGAGGAUUGGCAGCAUUAAAGGGUAAUCCGUGGAAAAAGGAUGUUAUUCAAGAACUAAGUUGGAAAGAAGAUUCUUGGGGUGAUGAGGAGUGGACUACUGGUUCUGCUAAUGUCCAGUUGCCUAUUCAGAAGAAAGAUGCCCCAAUAUCUGCUUCAAUAAAUCCUUGGAGUGUCUUAAAUCAAGAAUCAUCAUCAAGUUCAUCUGUUGCAGCCGUGAAAAUUGAUGUUUCUAGGAAAGACUCUAAAAGUAGUGCUGUCACAAAGUUGGAACCUCAUGAUGGUGGUUCAGACCUAGGAGGGCAGCAUGCAAGAAACUUCGAUGCAUUAGAAGUUUCUGAUGUAGUAGAUGAUUGGGAGGAGGCUUGUGAAUAGCAAGGAGUAGACAGUUUUCUUUUCUAUCUCAAUUUUGCAUUUUAUUUUGUUGAAGAGGAGACAGGUAUUCUAUUUGUAUGGCGUCCUAGCCACUUUUUUUUUUGUCAUGAGGAGGGCAUCGCCCCUCCCUACUGGGUUAAUAUUUUAAUUUUCACAAUGGAAAAAGAAAAUGGAGUGAUGAUGUAUGGCCAGUAUGGGGCGAUUGAGGUAAAAUCAACGUUUCUUUGAUGCUCUGAAUCUCGGUUGAAGGGUUGUAGUUAGUAGCCUUUGCUGAUCCGAAAUGACUACUAAUUAAAUGGAGUAGCAGGUUAUCGUCUUAUGUGUUUUCAACAACAAAUAUCCUAGUGUCCGUUCAAUACCGAUGAAGAAAUUUCUAUCUUAGCAGUUUCAUUGGUUAUUGAGGAAUGUUAGUGUAUGGAAAUUAUGCAUAUCGACAAUUUAUAAGAAACACCAAAUUGUAGUUGAGAUAAAGCAAACCACACCUACUUCCUCCAUUAUUUCUUCCUACCAGCACAAUUAUCAGUUUUCAAUUUUCAAAUAUUUCAUUUCCCAGCUUUUCCUUCGUAUCUCCAUCUCAAACCUUGUGCCAAAGGGUCUCCAACUAGAUUUUUCUGGAAUUUUCCACCCCACCUCCAUAACAGACGUGUGUCUUUGAAGCAGUAUAUCACCUACCUCUGCCCUGGAGCUUGACCCCACCCACACUACUGAGGCACACAGGAAAAAAAAAAGAAUGUUGCAGAUGAUUUAUGUUCUGAUGCCUCUGCUGAUUUGUCGGAUGAUGUAUCGAUGUGAUUCUUUUCUUUUUACUUUUUACCUGUUCCAUUAAAUCAAUCUAAGGGAAACAAGCUUCGGUUCUUCA
Molecule: messenger RNA, 4084 nt
Organism: Cajanus cajan (pigeon pea)
Lineage: Eukaryota; Viridiplantae; Streptophyta; Magnoliopsida; Fabales; Fabaceae
Product: NF-X1-type zinc finger protein NFXL1
Biological process (GO): regulation of DNA-templated transcription
Cellular component (GO): nucleus
Molecular function (GO): RNA polymerase II transcription regulatory region sequence-specific DNA binding; DNA-binding transcription factor activity, RNA polymerase II-specific; zinc ion binding
Source: RefSeq, a predicted model, not a curated record